GCCGUGCAGCUCUUGGGAAGUUCGGCGAGGGAAGCUCGGUGGGUGGGCGGUUGUGGGGGCGCAGCGCCGUUCUAGGUACGUUGAAACUGAGAGUCCCGCGCGGGCGACGGUUGGCGGGGCGGCGGUUGCGCGGUCGCUUUGCGUCUCCCUGAAGGCCCGCCACAAAGGCUUGCCGAACGCCGCCUGAGCAGGGAGGUUGCGCCAGGGCUGACUGAAAAGGAGCCCGUGGAGUCCCUGGCGCUCCGACCUGGCCGGGAAGAAGCCCACAAGGGGCGUAGGGUCGUGUCUACACCUGCUUUCAGAGCAGGACGCGGGUGUAAUGGGUGUGGUGGCUGCCCCACGUUGAGCGGAUCCGCGCGGGAGUCGGGACUGCGGAGGGAAGUUGCCUCAGUGUUUUUUCUGGAAGAGUCUCAUAAAACCUGGAACUUUUCCUGACCUAAAGAUUUGAUGAAUAUAGGAAAAGAAAGCUUCAAGAUAUGAAAGAUGGCAAGUCCAGAUAGAAGUAACCGGAAAAUAUUAAAAGCCAAAAAAACAAUGCCUCCAAGUUGUCGGAAACAAGUAGAGCUCCUAAAUAAAUCAAAGAGUCUUGAAGCACUGAAAACAGCAACAGUUGGGAAUAAUGUGCCAAAUGGUAAUCAGAAUUUAAGUACUGGUGUCAUACAAAGCAAAUGUACGCAUUCUGAAAAUGAUGCCACCGCAUUGGACUCUAGCAAAAAUUCAGUAUGGUCACAGAAAAUUAAAGUAGCCCCUCAGAAUUUAAUAGAACCAGUAGAAAACAUUGUUAAUUCAGAAACAAAAUUGGAAUACAUUGAUGAAGAAGUUGUGGGCCCUUACAAAAAGCCAGGUAAAACAAUAUAUUCUCUCAAGAAACUGUUCAUAGAAGAGGCAAAAGAUUCACAGAAUACUUCUGAAAAUUAUUUUGAAAGUCAGGCAAAUAUAACAAGAUCCAUUUUUGAGCUACACAUAGGGGAUUGUGAUCUAAAAUCCAUUUACUGUUCACCUAAUGUAUUGAGUGGUAUAGUUCAAAUACCAAAAUAUACAAUAACCAGUACCUUGGAUGAUAAGGGAAGCGAAAACAUGGUUUCAUAUUUAGAAACAAACUCCAAGUCAGAGUCCCAUGAUAAGAAGCAAAAUAACAACAGUUUAAAUUCAGACUCCUGUUUUGUGCCCAUUGAGAAAACACCUAACUUGGUAAAUUCACUAAGUUCCAGCAAAUAUGCUGCUGAUGUUUUGAAAACUGAAGAAUCUAGUAGAACUUGUCAUUCCAGCAUUUCAGAUUGUGGAAGUACAGACUCAACGUGGCAUUCAUCUCUCGACAUUGCCAGUAAUAACAGCCAUAAUCAAAAGAAGAGGAUGUUUUCAGAAAACAAAGAAAAUGUUAAGCGCAUGAAAAUUUCAGAGCAAAAUAAUGAAAAUAUUAGUGUAGCUCUGGAAAAGCCAAGAACAUUGCUGGAACAGGUCAGACAUUUGAUUCGACAGGAGAUUCGUAGUAUAAAUUACAGAGUAUUUGAUAACAAACUGGAAGAGUUAAAUGAACGCAUUGGGAAGGCACAGUGCAGGAAUAAGCAUGAAGCAAUAGCUGAUGAACUCUUUGCAAAAAUAGCAAAACUUCAAAGACGUAUUAAAACAGUAUUGUUAUCUCAAAGGAAUUGUUUGGAACCAAACAUGUUAUCCAGUAAUGUAGACUAUAAGGCUGCAAAUUCUGAUGCCUUGAAUUUGGAUAAGAAUCAAGAGUCAGUUAACAGUCCAGAUGAAAGAGUGACUUCUGCCAACUCUGAACAUUCCAAGCCUUCAGAAAAAGGAAAUGAAAAGAUUAAUUUAUUACUGGAUCAUGUUGACUUAGUUUCUGAAAGUAACAAUGAUGAUGUUAUGUUGAUUUCCGUGGAAAGCCCUAAUUUGACAACUUCAAUAGCAUCGAAUCCAACAGAUACUAGAAAAAUUACAUCAGGAAAUUCUAACAAUUCACCUGAUGCUGAAGUGGAUGUUAUGGGUAUAGAGAAGAAAAAACUUGAUUCUGUAAUUGAUCUGACGAAAGAAGGCUUACCCAACUGCAACACAGAAAAUCCAGUCUCCUCUGUGGAGUCACCUUCGAAAGCUGUUUUAAACUCAAAAGAGACAACUCCAGUGGCACAAAUUGCAGCCCAGGUUCCAGAGUCCUUUGAGCACCUGCCACCUCUCCCAGAACCACCACCACUACUACCUGAGCUGGUAGACAAAAUUCGAGACACACUUCCUCCCCAGAAGCCUGAGCUCAAAGUAAAACGGGUGCUGAAACCCAAGGGCAUUGCCCUUACUUGGAAUAUUACCAAAAUCAAUCCCAAGUGUGCUCCUGUGGAAAGCUAUCACCUCUUCCUCUGCCACGAAAGCCCUAAUAAUAAGCUGAUUUGGAAGAAAAUUGGAGAAAUUAAAGCUUUACCACUCCCUAUGGCCUGUACUUUAUCUCAAUUUUUAUCCUCUAACAAAUACUAUUUUACUGUCCAAUCAAAAGAUAUUUUUGGGCGAUAUGGACCUUUUUGUGAUAUAAAAUCUAUCCCUGGGUUUUCUGAAAACCUUACCUAAAAGAAAAGCCUCCAAUAGUUAUAACUGUAAUAUAUAUAUAUAUAUUUUCAUAUUUGAGUUGUUUGUUUUAAUGUUACUCUAACAUUUUUUUUCUAACAUUAUUUGCAAUUUUAAAGGACCAGUUGAGAUUGUGAACCCUUUGCAUAGGGACAGUCCUCUUUCAUAUGUUCUAAGUGGCCUAUCCUAUAAUUGCAUGACUUUCUGAUUCAGUAAGAACUUCCAGUGGUUAUGUUUCAGUACAUAUGCUAUCAUGGACCCAUGUUGCUAGGCUGUGUUGGGAACAACAGUUUUGAUGACUAUGGAGUUGCUGCUUGUAUCAGAAGCCCUAGGGUACAGGUAGCCGCUAUUUCCUCUUUUGAACAAUUAGCUUUUGGUGAUCUGCCCGUGAUCUGUAGAACUACAGGAAAAACCAGAGGCCAUAUUAUCCCUGGGAUGUAUUCCCACCAAGGCUUUACGAAAAUAAAUAUCUUCUCAUUUUGUGUUCAAAUUCUAAAUGUGCUAUCGGUUUGUGUCUUUCCCAACACCCCCCCCCCCUUUUCUUUUUCCUUUUGGCUAUAUUAGUCAUUUGAGGAAAUAGCCUGGAGGUUUUCCUACCUCUUAGGUUCCAGAGUCCUAAAUCUGUUUGUAGUCUGUAUACUGUGUAUAAUAAAAUGUGUUAAACAUAGUGUGCUGUGUACACAAAAUGUACAGUAUCUCUUAUAAAAGCAUUAUCCAACCCACUAUUUUAGUUGAGGAAAAUGGAGUUAUCCACCUUAGAUUUAAGGCUUUAGUUUGCUGAUUCCCUAAUGUGACCUUUUGCUCAUUUGCUGGCUGCCAUCAGUACUCAGCACUGCUAUCAGCAUAACACUAAGAGGCUCUAAUGGCCCAGUCUCUUGUGCAGCCCUCUAUCUGAGGGAACACUGAUUGAGGCCAUGGCCAGAACAAAUAGCCCAAGAAAUUCUAAAUAUGUGAGUAAGUCAGGUUUGAUAAGUUCAUGUCAGGGCCCAAUAGAGACAAACUGUAGAUAGCUAACACUGGAACACUGAAAAAAACAAAAAUAACCCUAACAGUGUGAAUGAGAGUCUGUUUGAGAGAGGGGCAUUCUUUCCUGUUACAUAGUAAAGGUUCAGGCCUCAGGAGGCUCUGAGAUUAAAAAAAUAGGAAGGGAAGAAAGAAAAAAUUGAAUAAAAUAUGAAGAGUGAAUGGUUUUCUAUGGCAUUUUGUGAAUGCUUCAACAUCUUCUGUAAUAAAACUUAUGUUUUCAGUCCUCCAUGCUUUUACCUUCUAAAACAUUAUGAUGGAAAGAGCCAGAUUCUGAACUGAAACUCAUGAGAUCACGCUGUCCUCUGUGAAUUCCCAUUACAAGCUGAGGGCAGUGGGGGCCUCCCUCAGCACAGAACAAGGAAUUCACUCUGGGCAUGGAUUUUAC
Molecule: messenger RNA, 3967 nt
Organism: Loxodonta africana (African savanna elephant)
Lineage: Eukaryota; Metazoa; Chordata; Mammalia; Proboscidea; Elephantidae
Gene: ATF7IP2
Product: activating transcription factor 7 interacting protein 2
Exons: 12
Coding region: 484-2559 (691 amino acids)
Biological process (GO): regulation of DNA-templated transcription
Cellular component (GO): transcription regulator complex; nucleus
Molecular function (GO): protein binding; transcription coregulator activity
Source: RefSeq, a predicted model, not a curated record